AAAUGUAAAGCCACGUGCCACCUCAAUAACACGUGCCAAUAAAAGCAUUUCCACAGUUCCUUCAUUCCUCCCCCAACGAAAACAAUUUGGGUAUUCUAGAAGAGAAAGAGAUGGAUGUGUCUGAGAUGGAAACCCUAAGUGGGUAUAUUCUAGAAGACAAAGAUAUCCCCAGCCUCUGCUCCCUCACAAGCUCCAACCAUUCCAGAGAAAUCAUCAACUUUCCCAAUAAAUCACAAGCCACCAACAACAUGUUCCGAUAAAAGCCCUUACUCAAUAACGAAAAGAUUGGUUGGAAAAUUACGUGCUAAACUGAAGAAUCAGACCUCAAAGAAAGUGUGAAACAUCCAAAAACUAGCCAAACACAGCAGGAUCUAGGAAGGAGUUGAUGUGUUGGUGCUUGGAGCUAUGUGUGGUGGAUGUACAAGCAUAUAGAACAAGCUUCAUAUCAAUGUUAUGUUUUUUUUUUUUUUCUUAUUCUUUUUCAAUUAUGGAACUCCAAGAAUUGUUCAAGAAUAUAAUGUGACAACUACUUGUAGAAUUAGAAACUUGGGCAAAUUGGUUAGAAUCCAACAUCAGUCCUCUAUGUCCCCAACACACAUCUGUGGUAUGUUUCACUUGCUAUUUUCUAUUAAGAAACAUCCCAAAUCCCCAAAUUAUGAAGAUGAUGAUAUUAUAGGGAGUUAUCAAGCUGUUAUAAACCCUUUUGAUGAAAAUCGUUCAGGGCUUUCACCUCUUCCUCCAGAACUAGUUGCUCUCAACUAUAGUUGUGAUGCAAAUCAUGAUAUCUCUCUUGCUAUAGUUACUAGACCCAGUUUUAAGGAAUUGAAAAGGGAAAGGAGCGACAUUAGCCAUGGCAGUUGAGCUUAACCAGCAACAGGAGGUAUAUUAGGGAGAUUGCACUUGUGAAACAUGCAGACUUUUACAAGUUUCACUCAUCUGUUUCUUUUGGGAUAUACAACACAGGAAGUGAAGUAGGAAAGAAGAGGAUUUAGCAAGAGAUUGGCCACCAUUUGCCCCAGUUGUUCAUAAUGAUAUUGCCAAUGAUAUGCUCAUUUAUUGACAAAAGUUGAUGUUUAUUGCCCUUCCAUCAUUCUUAGGAUUGGUUCUGUGCUUUUUCUAGAAUGACAUAACUGCUACUGCAGCAUGCAUCGAAGGGGAAAGAUGGAAGCAUCAUACUGGGGAAUUGGAUCUCGUCUUCCCAUCAUGGUGACAAUUCGCAACAUCUUACAAGAACUAAAGAUCAAACAUUACUGUUUUGAACAAAUACACAAUUGUCAAAAUAUCAAAAACAUGUUCAUAUCUGUUUAUGCCUUAUGGUGAACAAAAGGGAAAAACUCUUGAGAGGAAACAGAGAUUUGACCCUAAAGAUUUUGCUGAUUGUGUUUUCACUGGUUCUUACUGGGAUUACCUAAUAGAUGGAAUGAGAUUAUGUAUGCAUAUUUGUUGAGCAGUUGUAAAAAUCUUUGUGAUCUAUCUAAACCUCCU
This is a messenger RNA of Rubroshorea leprosula, 1485 nucleotides long. The record is from the annotation of a GenBank genome assembly. NCBI's taxonomy places the organism in Eukaryota, Viridiplantae, Streptophyta, Magnoliopsida, Malvales, Dipterocarpaceae.